GCGGGCCGGAGCGCAGUCCCCGCCUGGGAGUUUAAAGCGCCAUUUUGUGCCGGGCGGCGGAUAUCGAUCGUCGCUCCCUGUCGGGCGAGCGGCGGGGCGCUCGGCGCCCGUCCUCUGCCCUUCUCCGCGCCUCUUUCCCCCGUCCCUCCGCUCCCAUGACCCGCAGCAGGAAGCAGGCGGCGCUGGAGAGAGGAGCCGGCAAGAUGAACCCAGAAGCGGGGAGCGCCGCGGAGGGGGCCCGGGCGGCGGCGGCGGCGGCGGGGGCAGCCGGGAACGGAACGGCGCCCGGCGCCUGGGGGCUGGAGGGGGAUUCGGAGAAAGUUGUAUACUCGCGUUCGCAGGUCUCCUACGCCGGCACCAAGGCGCUGGGCGACGCCCUCAAGCUCUUCAUGCCCAAGUCCACCGAGUUCAUGAGCUCCGACUCGGAGCUGUGGAACUUCCUUUGCAGCCUCAAGCACGAGUUCUCCCCGGUCAUCCUCCGCAGCAAGGACGUCUACGGCUACGCCUCCUGCCGCGCCGUCGUCCCCGACCCGCCGCCGCCCUCGGCCGAGCGGCCCCGCCACCGGCCCGGCAAACGACGCCUCCCGCCCGCCAAGCGCCGGGCCGCGGUCACGGGCGGCUCCGCCAAACGGCCCCGGCGGCGGCGGCGGCGCCGCAGGAGGGCGCAGGGCUGGCGGCACCGAGCGGCACCGGCGGCCGAUGGCACCCACGGCGAGGAGCGGCUGGAGGCGGCGGCGGGGCCGCCGGGCGAGGACGAGGCUGAGGCCGAGGACAGCGAGCGGGGCGGCCCGGCCGAGCAGGCGGCCUGGAGGCAGCCGUUCGGCGGCAAGUCGCUGGAGGAGAUCUGGAAGGCGGCCACCCCUCGCCUCACCACCUUCCCCACCAUCCGGGUGCGCGGCGGCGUCUGCAACUGGCGCAGCCUGGAGGCGGCGCGGCGCCGGGCGCAGCGGAUCCUCGGCGUGGACCUGUCGCCCGUGGUGCGGGUGCGCCGCCUGCCCGUGGCGCCGUCCUGAGGCGGCGGGAGGGGAGGGAAGGCCGGCGCGGACAAAGAGACCAAUAUCAGUCACCUGUUUACAUUGCUUUUGUCUGGAUCAUGUUCUUCUGCUGCACUUUACGGCUCGCCAGAAUCGGGGCCGGGGCGCCGGGCCCCGGGCGGGCGAGGGGCCGGCUGCGGGUACCGCGCGUGGGGACCAAGUUCCGCUUCCACUUCUCCCAUCGGGCUACCUCACUGGUCCAGAAGUCCACCCAAGAAGUUGUUUUCCAAAGGAACUUAACUUUCAUGCUUGUAUAAUAAAGCACCAUCCGAUUCUCGUUUCCCCCCCCCCCCCCCUCUCCCCCGCCCUUUUCUGAUGGAUUAUGUAUGCUUUGUGGUGUUGCACUAGUAUGUGCUCAGGGUAUUUUGAAUCCCAAGCAUUCCCAAGUUUCAGUUCACUCUGACCGAGGAUGCGUUAAGAAUGGAGGUUCAGGACUUGUGGCUGUUCUUGAUGGUGCAAAAACUUUUUUUUUUUUUUUUUUUUUAAUUUUCAUGGGCUUAGUGAUAUAUACAGAUGUAUUGCUCAGUAUAAUUGUUACACUUUUGUAUCUAAAGUCAUUUUUAAGGUUUUCUAGUUGAACUAAGUAUUUGUUUCUAUUGAGCACCUAAAGAUAGAAUCAUGCUGAUAUUUUAUAAACAUGUUUACUUUAGGGAAGCUCAUUUGGUCAACCUAAGUGAACUUAAUAAAAGUUAAAGAAAAGUGAUGUUUCAGUUCAAUGAAACUGGACUGCACAGAGAUGGGUUCCUUGCUGGAGUCUGCCGUGUUUGUGCUUAACGGAGGCUCUGUGGUAUCCCCAGUAAACAAGCUUAGAGCUGGUGAAGAGUGUAACUAUUCAAAUGGAAGCAUAGGUGUCUGAAGGUGAACUGUGGUACAUGUAGUGUUGGUGUUAAUGGCAAAAAAAGAAAGAAAAAAAAAAAAGACUCAGUACCUGGUUACUUCUUAACAAAAUAGCACUGGUGUCAACCCUGGGGCUGUUAGAUGACUGAUGGUAGAUAACCAUAUCGUUGUAAUUACUUGCACAUAAUUAUUUUUAUAAAUCUCUCCUGGGCUUCAUAGUGGACUGUGGUGUAAAACUCUAAUGUGGUUUAACCAGUUGAACAGAAAAAUUCCAUCUUGCUAUUCUGUGUGGUGGGCAGUCCCUCUUUAAUCUUGGUUGUUUUUUGUUUCUGUUUUUUUUUUGUUGUUGUUGUUGUCGUUUGUUUGUUUGUUUUUUUGAAGGGCUUUUCCUGGUUCUUGCUCAUUGCUGUUGGUGUGUAAGAAGCAAAGGUGUAGAUUUUCUUCUGCUUGAUGUUUUUUUGAGUUCAGGAGAAGUGUUUGGUGAGAGACAGUUUAUGUUCUUUGUAUCCUAGCGAGCAAGGAACUUCUCAGUUUCCAUAGUGGAAUGAAUGACUUCACAAUUUGUUUAUGGGAUGGUUUAGCAACUUAAAAUUUCUUUCCUGAUUGCUGUUGACUCCUUGUUGCCUGCUGUUGGUGGGGGUAGUAAGACAGCUAGACGCGUAGAGGUAGUUUGUAAAAACUUUUAAGUACUAACCUGAAGCAACCAAAUUCUUCUAAAACUUAUUUAUAUUGUGUAGUUUUUACUUAGCAAAGCUGUGAAGAUCUUAUUCUUCCAAAGUAACCAUCUGUUCUAUAACCAUUAAGUUUUGAAAUCGUUUAUAUAACAUUAGACUGCCUGCUGAUGGCUGCAGUAGUGCCACGUCAGAUUUCAGAAGGGAACUAGGAAAUGGAAGUUCAAGGGUGCAUAUUGUUAUGCUGUUUCUCUGGCUAUAAUGCUUGCUUAAAUUUAGAGGCAAAGUUGUGUUGAUUUAAAACUCAGUAUGACAAACUGCCUUGUGACCAAAUGCCAAGUAUUUCAGUUUUGACAUUCACUUCAGAAGUGCUAGCUAAGAAGAUUGUUACUGAUACUUGAAGUGUCUAGGUGACUUCAAUGAAGUUAUGUUCCUACUGCUAUAUUGAAUUAUUUUGUUCAGUGUUCUUUUGAGAAAUCUGGGUAGAGAUAAUGAAAUUUAAGCAGCUGUCUUGUGCAGAUUUUUCGCAUAAUUUGUAAACAGUUGUAGGACAGACUAGAUUAGAUGUCUGGGGAAGAGUGAAGGCUGCCAGAGGUAGGAUAUGGGAGAUACUGUACUUUGUGCUGCCUUGUUUUGAUGCUUAUUCUGAAAUGUUGUUUGUGGGUAUGAAAUACUGUGAAAUAACAUCACUUCUGUCGAGUGAGUCUUGUGUAAGCUGCGUGCCUACACAAGGUGUGCUUCUUUUUCUCUUGGUUCUGCUUUGAAUUCUUGGUUCUGAGGCAGCAGCUCUUUGGGGGGUAUGCUGUGUUUUGCAGAAACUCUCUGAGAAAGUUGGAUCAAAGAUCUGAUAGCUGCAUUCACAAAUUCUUAACUGAGUUAUUUCUGUCUGCGAAGUCAGUUAAGGGGAGAAAUCUAUAGUUAAGUUUUCUGGUAAAUUAAUGUACUAAGAUAGCAGAGGAUCAGUGAAAGGAGGGACUGUGAAAGCUAGCAGCUUACAGGAGAGCUAACAGCUGAAUUUCAUGGUCAUGUUUACAACAGUUUUGGCAAUCAAGGGUAGGAUUACCUGUGGUGUAGCUCUUCUCUUCUUUUCCCCUCUCAAAACUGCAGUUCCUACCUACUGCUUUGUCUUGGUGCUCAUCUGAGGAAGCUAAUCUGAAGUCUGUUCUGUUUUAGGUUUGUGCAGACUGAUAAUUGUUGGCUCUUUUUGGACCUCUUAGCUGCAGGCAAGAACUGAGGAAGUCAGACAAGAGUGUGCAAGACUUCUGCAAUAUUGAAUUAGACAAUUUUAAAAUAUAGAAGCAUUGGGUUUUACUCUACCUGAUGAACUAAUGACAUUAUUGUACUUUACAGAUGCUGUUGGAGAAAGUAUAAUAGAUUAGGUGGAUUUCUGGUCUGACUCAACGUGGCUGUUUUCAUACAAAUCCAUUAUUAUUUGAGAAGUGUGGUUUGCCUGAUUUAAUUCCGUGGCUUUCAGUAUCCUCUCAUAGAUUCAUAGAAUGUCCUGGGUUGAAACAGACCACAGUGACCAUCCAGUUUCAACCCCCUGCUAUGUGCAGGGUCACCAACCACCAGACCAGGCUGCCCAGAGCCACAUCCAGCCUGGCCUUGAAGGCCUCCAGGGAUGGGGCAUCCACAACCUCUUUGGGCAGCCUGUUCCAGUGUAUCACCACUCUCUGUGUGAAAAACUUUGUCCUAACAUCUAACCUAAACCUCCCCGUCUCAGUUUAAAACCAUUCCCCCUUGUUCUAUCACUAUCCAACCUCACAAAUGGCCAUUCUCCCUCCUGUUUAUGUGCCUCCUUCAAGUAUCAGAAAGCUACAAUGAGAUCUCCCUGGAGCCUUCUCCAAGCUAAAUAAGUUCCAUUCCCUCAACCUUUCUUCAUAGGCAAUGUGUUCCUGCCUUCUGAUCGUCUUAGUGGCCCUCCUCUGGAUCUGUUCCAAGAGCUCUGCAUCUUUCUUGUGCUGGGAAGCAUGAAAUGCAUGCCCAGAAUAAAUUCAGCUUACAAUGCCUAGUCUAGUUGAGUCAGCAUGGCUGAGUUCAUAUUAAACAGGAGUCCUGUGGUAGCCUCUAUUUGCAGACUUUUGCAGUAGCCAGUUCCUUCCCAUAUGAGCUCCCUUCAUAUAAUGUCUUUGUGUACUCAAAGUUGUACUCCUUCCUUUACCAAAAUGUGAGUUUUUAUCCAGUCACUCCAAGGCUAUUGAAUUUCAGAUUGCCACAAUGCCGAAAUGAGUUUUGUUACAGCCCCAGAUGUCAAGGAGGGAGUUGAGAUGUCCAUUGUGUCUCAAUAUUGCUGAGAGUAUACUCUGAAUCCAAGAGGCAGUGAGUGCCUUCCUCUGUCAUCAUGCAAGUACAUUUUUCAGGACUGAGGUGUGUGAAAGGAGAAAGCAGUGCCUUACAGACAUUUUUCUCUGAUGUUGCAUAGAAGUUGUCACGUUUGAAGGAUCACAGUGUAUCGCUGUCCUUGAAGCCGUCAAUUGCCAACCUGUAAACAACAAACUCUAUGUACCCAUGCCUCAUGCAGAGCAUCACUGUGUAUACUUGCCAAUGGCAAGGCUUAUGGUACUUGGAUUUUGCUCUGAAUGUGUAGGGGAUAUUGUGUGUGUCUGUAUUUUCCUUUAUUCUUGCCUAUCAGAUGCAAGGAGCAAAGUAGUUUGUAGAUGACAGAUUUCAGUUAACAAGGCAGAGUCCUGGACUCCUUGUGCUACCGAGAAGAGUUAAUUUAUGCUAAUUUAAAGUUGAUCAGUAGUGUAGUCUGAGUUCAAAGUUUGCAUGUACAGGAAACCAGCACUGAAAACAUCUAUUUCUUUUUAGCCUGGUAGACUGGCACAUCAAGAAAAAUUUCUUAAUUGUAUGCAUAAAUGAAACCUGUUGACUAUAACUUGAACAAAAUGCUUUGACUUCAGAUGCUCAGUUUAUGAUGACAUUUACAAAUACGGGAAAUCUGGAAUCAAAUUACUGUAUUUACAGUAGAUUUUAGACAUUACCCAUGAAACAAGGCAAUCAAUAUUAAGUAACUUAGCAGGUAAGGAAUCCUGGAACUCAUGAGACCCAAAUUCUGAUACUCUCUUUGUCUCAUUUGGAGGAGGAUCUCUGAAGUGCCAAGUCGUGAAGACUGAGUUAUAGCAGCUUAGACCGUUUCACUCUGUAUAAUAAAAAAUCACUAAACUUGAAGAAAUUCCUGGAUAUUAGUGAGUUUGUUUGUUUGGAUGGUUCUUGUUGUUCCUUACACCUUGGUUCUUCAUCUGGUACUUAUUUUAGGUGAAUGUUACUGCCCUAACAGUAAAGACUGAGACAGCUGCAUUCCAUAGUGUUCUGUGGUAGGACAUCUGCUUAGGCAGUGACUCCAAAUGUGUACUGCUCAUGAUGCUUUAUUCCCAAGCUUUCAAGAGUCAUCCAAUGGGUAUGAUGGUAAUGGGACAGUGCAGGACAAUGUUGAAAUAUUUCUCAUCCCUGAUCAAAGUAAAGCCAUUUUUCCACAUGUAAAAAUAAAGUGUAUUUCCUCAAA
Messenger RNA from Tympanuchus pallidicinctus (lesser prairie-chicken), 6047 nucleotides. RefSeq names its product coiled-coil domain containing 71 like (gene CCDC71L). Bases 156 to 1013 code for a protein of 285 amino acids. NCBI's taxonomy places the organism in Eukaryota, Metazoa, Chordata, Aves, Galliformes, Phasianidae. The record is from RefSeq and is a predicted model, not a curated record. The transcript has a single exon.